Messenger RNA from Penaeus indicus, 1312 nucleotides. RefSeq lists its product as uncharacterized. Gene Ontology annotation, molecular function: protein binding. The transcript has 8 exons. The record is from RefSeq and is a predicted model, not a curated record. The coding region runs from base 142 to 1053 and encodes 303 amino acids. Lineage: Eukaryota; Metazoa; Arthropoda; Malacostraca; Decapoda; Penaeidae.
GCAAGCCCGAGGGCGGACACUGGCACCACAAGCCGCCAUGUGGGCCGUGGCGAUCAGUGGCGACCAGGCUCUAGCUGAGGCAACAGUUGGUUCAUCGCUCGUACAUCUCCUGUGUGUCGUGUGCCACCACUCCGCAUCAGGAUGAUUUGCUCUCCGGCGAUGGCGAUCAGGGUCUUGCUUGGACUCUGGUUUCUGACGCGCACACACGCACUUUCCCUUUGUGAUCGUCGGUCGAUUCAGUGUGCAACAGAAUGGCGAUGUAUCUCGCGUAAUGGGAUCUGUGAUGGUGUAAGUGACUGCGGAGACAACUCUGAUGAAAGCAUUUGUUCUGGAAACUGGCUAAAAAUGUAUACUACUACCACAACGACCACUACUGGAACUACCACAACUGCAACAACCACUACUACGACGCCCGCCCCCACCCCUCCCCCACCCAACAACGUGGAGGAGAGCGAGGCGCUGGGUCAGAAGUUCGCUCGGACCUUCAACGACACACUCCACCACCCAAAAUGCCCCAAGCUCUACACCAGCGUCGGGAACAAGUGCCUCUCUCUCCUCUACUUCGUCAAGGUCGGCUGGGGGGAGGCGAGGGCCCUGUGCUCGGCCGUCGGCGGGGAGCUGGCUCGCUACCCUUCUGCCUCCGACGGGGAGUUCGCUGCUCUCCUGAAGUACUUGCGGGAGAUACAGAUGACGACGGACUUCUGGGUGGGAGGCCGGUACACGAAGGACACCGAGGCGUGGACGUGGCUGGACGACGCCCCGAUGGACCUCGGCUCGCCCUACUGGGCCGUCAGACACACCGACAGUUGCAGCAGCCGCCAGCAGGAGUCGGCGCCAGACGGCAAGCCUGAGGACGUCGCCUACUGGACCAACACUUCGGCCUGCUACCACUACGAGCAGGCGCCCCGGCGCGACUCCCACGAGCUCUGCGCCGCCGUCACCUUCCGCCACUACUUCUACAUGAGCGACGAGGACUGCCUCAGCGUCAGGAGCCCUCUGUGUGAACAUGUUCCCAGCACCGCCCAUGACCUCACGCUCGCUGGCGAUCCGUGAUCGUUGUACUACUUCAAGAAGCCUUUGUUGACUUUGAAUAUUCUUAUCAUGAAUCAGUUAUGCUUUUAAUUUUGCGACUUAUCCAAAUACAAUUUUUGAAGGGUUACAAUUAAGUUGGAUGUCAUGAAACUUCAUGUUUUAUAUUUACUGAAUAUUUAGUUGUAAAUUGUUGAUAUAGAUACCAUAGUUGCAGAUGCAAGUAGAAUACAUGAAUAAUUACUCACAAACAAUGUAUAUAUGCGAGUGUGUAUACAGUAUA